Messenger RNA from Xyrichtys novacula (pearly razorfish), 12241 nucleotides. NCBI's taxonomy places the organism in Eukaryota, Metazoa, Chordata, Actinopteri, Labriformes, Labridae. The record is from the annotation of a GenBank genome assembly.
AGUUUGGUCAUGUGCUGUAGAAAGCUCGAGAUCAACAUGGCUGCCUUCAUGAAGAUGCAGGGCAGUGCGAGACAGUUGCAUAAAAAAGCGGUUCUCUUCAAGCCGAACUGGCCCAUGGUUUUCAGGUCCGGCGGCAGUCCAUUCCCUCUGAGCGACAUAUCAGCUUCGAGUUUGUUCCAGCCCCCGCGGCUCUAUAUCAGCACCGUGAGGAGGUCACAGAGCACCUCGAAGAUCCCAUCUGGCAGAACGGCAGUGACAGCUGGAUACAGGUUGACCACCAGAACUCAGCGAUGGAUGCGGGCCGGGGCAGUUGUACGCGGCGAAACAGGUUUCCUCACACCUACCAGUCCACCCUUCAUGAUCCACGACAGACUGUUCGGGAACCGAGCCAGCGGUGCCGGCUUCUCCGGAGAGGACGGCGGUGACAGUGCAAGCUCUACGGGGGAUGAGUCUGGGGGAGAUGGGGGGGCUUCGUAUAACGGGCCUCAGAUGACUGCCCUCACACCUAUGAUGGUUCCGGAGGUUUUUCCCAAUGUGCCACUAAUCGCUGUCAGCAGAAACCCCGUUUUCCCCCGCUUCAUCAAGAUCAUCGAGGUGAGGAUGAUGUAAGCUUUCAUCACGGGGUUCAAUGACAGUCACACUGCUGCCUGGAGGCAGAGAGUGUUACAGUCUCACCCCUAGUAUUAGGGGAGAGUGGGGUAAGAUGAGCCACCCCCUGUUUCUUGGAAAUUAUAAAAGAAAUUGAUCAUGUGACCAAAUAUUUAGGAGAUGGGCAUCAAUUCAUGGAGUCUGUGAAGGUUAGAAGUACAUGGGUGAAGGAGUUGGACAUUUAUUUCCAAAAAAAACAUUUUUCACUCUUGAAAGUGAAUUUAGUCUGUCAUAAGUUUUAUUGAAAUUGUGUUUGGACCAAAAAAAGAUCAUUUUAAAUUUGUUUCAUACAUCAAUUGUGGUAUCUAUGAGCUACAACAUGAGGUCAAAAACCUAGCAUAAAAGUCCACCAUUUUAGUUUAGAGGACUAAUAAAGUCAUCAUAGUAGUUCUGGGGUAAGAUGAGCCAGUGGAUCAACUGAGAAAGUAAAGGAGUCUGAUGAGAGGAUCAGAGUUUCAGUUCAGAUUGUUGAAAUGUGUUACUUUUUCUUUUCAAAAAUACAGCUGUAAAUGUUCUGAAUCACUCAAAGGCUUUUUACAAAACCGCUUUUUAGCAGUUAUAUGCAGUAGUAAUAAAAAGAAUUAUUGUACCAGUUGAAUAGUGUAUAAUAGAUAAAAAUACACAUGAAUGUGAAGAAGUGACUGUUAUUUAGGGAGAGAAAAGGUGAGGGAGGGCUCGGGUGGAGAGUGGGGGGUUGUAGGGAUACGGCUCAACUUACCCCGCUCCUAUGGUCAACUUACCCCAUACACGGGGUAAACUGACCAUAGGAGACCACUUUUUUUGGCAUGAUAUAUUAUCAAGACAGUUAUGUUUACACUCAUUCUGUUGGUUUGCAGGGAUGCACAACAUCUUGAAAUAUAUGCAGAUACUCUAGUUAGAGACAAAACUAUGAUUGACUUCAUGUAGUGAUCUGAAAUAUGAAAAAUGGCUCAUCUGACCUCACUCUCCCCUACUACCUAGAAUUCAAAAGACAAAAAGUCUGGUUUAAAGUAUGUUUGAUAUGUUUGUCUGCAUCUCCAUUAGGUUAAAAACAAAGAGUCGAUGGAGCUGCUGAGAAGGAAAGUACGUCUAGCCCAGCCUUACGCUGGAGUCUUCCUGAAGAGAGAUGAUAAGUAAGUCUGAUAACUCACUGUUCUGCUGACAUCCAUAAUGGCUGGUUGAUGUAGGGCUGAAUCUACCAUGUAUAAUUCUGCCUUAACAAGGGUGUUGUAUUGACACUAUAGAGACGUUGUAACUUUAACUAAAAUGUCCUCAGCGUGACAGCUAUGGGUUUUAACUUGUAAAGGUAAUCAGGGUGAAACAGUGGGCGCUGAACAACUAAAAAUAGAUUUAAUCAUCAUUAUUACCUUGAACAUAAGCUUUCUGUCUAAGGAUAUCUUUGGUGUCCUCGGGGGUUGUGGGCUGAGCUGCUUCUCCUGUGAGAUGUUGACUGGUUUUUGUUGAGAGCAACGUCCUUCAGUGUCCAGGCAAAUAUGGGGACUGUGCUUUCAAGGAUAUGGGCAUUAUCAUAGAGACAGGUGACAUCCAGAGUGGUGUGAUGGGCUAGGUGGAUGUUAAGUCUCGUCUUCACGAUACUAUGUCCAUGAUAUUAUAAGUUAUGUACCAGGAUAUGCAUUGGAGUACAAAAGGCUUAGGAAUUGUACUGAGUAAGAGCAAAUGGUAGCUUUCAGGAUCUUUCCACUGAAAAGCAAUGAGAAGAAUGUUAUCUGAAUAAUUUCAAGCAAUGUGAUUUAUCACGUUUAGUUGCAUAUAUCAGUAAUAAUCAGUAAUUAGAGGAAUUUCAUGACCAACAGAUGUGGUGCAUAAGCUUAUAUUUGAAUGGUUAUUUUUUAACUAUUUGAAUUGUACACUUCUUUGGUGUAUAGACCAAUUUUUUUACUGGAAUCAUGUCACCACCUGAUGUCGCUUUGUUGGUUUUAAGUUGUGUUUUUGUCUCUUACAGUAAUGAGUCAGAUGUGGUGGAGUCUCUUGAAGCCAUCUACUCUACAGGGACCUUUGUUCAGAUUCAUGAGAUGCAGGACCUGGGAGACAAGCUAAGGAUGAUUGUAAUGGGACAUCGCAGGUAAUAAAAACUAGCUCUGCUGCCAAGCAGGUGUUUUUCAUACUAUUCACUUCAUGGUACAGUUUUGUGUGUUUUUAUUGUUUACUAUAUGGACCUCUGCUAUGUGUAUACUGUAAUCUGCUAGGAUACGGAUAACAAGAGAGCUAGAGGUGGAACUUGAGGAAGAAGCAACAACACCACCUGUGUUGUCAGAGUCUGAGGUAGAGCCCCAGUCCAAACCUCCACUUAGACGCAAAGCCAAACGGAGUCGCAAAGACCAACCAGGUUCUCUGGCAGAGCAGCUAGAGGAGAAGGUUUGUGUCAUAACCAUAACGUACCUUAUCUAUGGUCUUUUGUGCCUGCUGGCAUUCAGAAGCUUUCACCUCUCACCUUAAUAUAUAUCACAUAUUGAAUAUUACCAUCAAGGGAAGGGAUUCUGAUCAAUGUCAAUGCUCAGAUUUCAGAAGUAGACCUCAGUCCAGAGUUUCAGCCUCUGCCCUCAUCCAACAUUCUGAUGGUAGAAGUGGACAACGUCCAACACGAACAGUUUACUGUCACGGAGGAGAUCAAGGUACAAAAUAAUCAUUAUAUUAUAGAGCACAAACUCACCAAGUGAUUUUCAGAAUGAAGGUCAUAAUUUCUGUGUGUCAUAUGUCAUAAAAAAAUGUUCUUGCAAAAAAAAAAAGGAAAGGCACCAAGAGAAAAAACAAGUAUUUGUGUGUUCUGUAGGCACUUACUGCAGAGAUAGUGAAGACCAUCAGAGACAUCAUCGCACUCAAUCCACUUUACAGGUCUGGUCUAAAAGUGAAGUUUGUUAUCCUCAUGUCUUAAUCUGUUCUGAUCACACACUACCAUGCUGUUUAAUUUAGGUUUUUAUUCAUAUGGUCGGGCUUCCUGCUCACAUUAAGCCUUUGAGCUUGCAGUCAGGUUAAUAGCAUAAUUCAGACAUGCAUGACAUCUGCCAGCUUUGUUUUUGAAAUGUUAACCACAGGCCUUAAAACGUACUACUUUGUUGUUUGUGCGUGUGUCCCAGAGAGUCGGUCCUCCAGAUGAUGCAGGCUGGUCAAAGAGUGGUUGAUAAUCCCAUUUACCUUAGCGACAUGGGAGCAGCGCUGACUGGAGCAGAGUCACAUGAGCUACAGGACGUCCUGGAGGAGAUAAAUGUGAGUGCUCUGCAGGCUCGCUGGAGACGGUCUUUUAUGAUUUCUAUAGUGAAGCUAAGAGAAACUGAUGUGGACUCCACUCAAAUAGAAGUUGGUCAGAUGUGUAAAUACCCAGAAUCCCGACUCUCUAAAUUCACUUCCCUCCAAACAAAACAUCUUACUCCAAAAUUAUUGACAUACAUCAUAUGUUUCGAUUUCCCACUGACUUUGCCAAGUGCCUUUUUUACUGUGGUGUCUUUCCUUCUUCAUUUCAUUGUAAAAGCAAGACAAGCAAUGCAAAGUUAAGAGUGCCAGUGUUUCAAAACAGAGCAGUUGGUGCAGUAGUACCUGAUUUUAAAGGUUAAGUUCUUGAUAGUUUCAAAGAACAGCGCACUUAUGGUUCUGUGAGCUUUUUAGCUUGCUAACAAACAUGCUUUUCAUCUUUACAUUGAGAGUGAAUAUGAAAAAGGAGUGUGCAGCUAUCUUGUGAACCUGUCGCUGUGUCUUUACAGAUCCCAAAGCGUCUCUACAAGGCUCUGUCUCUGCUGAAGAAGGAGUAUGAACUGAGCAAACUACAGCAGAGACUCGGUAGAGAGGUCAGAGGUCAUUACCAAACAUGUAUUAGCGCCAACAGGCUACAGCUUUGCUUAUCUCAUUCACCUGUCUCUCUGUUGUGAUCGCAGGUGGAAGAGAAGAUCAAACAGACUCACAGGAAGUACCUGCUACAGGAGCAGCUGAAGAUCAUCAAAAAGGUUGAAUUUGACUUUUUAAUUCUGUGUCCUAUUUCUAGAUGUCCAAACCAACAUAGCAUGUCACUGACAUUUUAUACCCUCAGCAUAAUCUGUUUACCAGCCCGAACAUGUUGUAUUACUGUCAGACAAGCAUAUUUACAAUCUGACCACUGAGUCUAAUACAACAAAGAAUAAAUUGUAAAUAAAUAAAUGGCAUGUGAAUUUUCAGGAGCUGGGUCUGGAAAAAGAGGAUAAAGAAGCCAUAGAAGAGAAGUUCAGAGAGAGACUCAAAGACAGGACUGUCCCUCAGCAUAUAAUGGAUGUCAUCAAUGAAGAACUCAACAAACUGGGACUGCUGGAUAACCACUCCUCAGAGUUCAAGUUGGUCAUCUGACUUUUUUUCUCAUACAAUGAUGCUUCGAGUAAUACUUGAGUCAAGAACAUGUUGUGUUGACAGCUGACUGAACAAGGGGGCAUCAAAGAAUGGUUUCAGUAUUCAUAAUCUUUUGUUUGGCGAGUUGGAUCAGAUGGUAGGGGAGGCUGCUGGACAGACAUGGUAAACCCAACAAUGUCAUGUGGGUGAACUGGAAUUAUCAGGCUUGGACAAAUCUUGAAAGACGUUUAAGGAGAAAAGCACCAAAGAGGAGCACAAUGACUAACUGAUCAAAUAACUACCAUGACGCCUGUCUUUCAGUGUUACCCGUAACUACCUGGACUGGCUGACCAGCAUGCCCUGGGGAAUUAACAGUGAAGAAAACUUAUUAUUGGGGACAGCCAAAGAUGUUUUAGAAGAAGACCAUUACGGCAUGGAUGAUGUUAAAAAACGGAUCUUGGUAAGUAAAUCCAUGCAACUACUUCAAAAAAAUGUGUGAACAAUGAUGUUAAAAAAAUGGCUGUGCAGUGUAAAACUGCGAUUGUUUCUCAUAACUGCAAUGAACCAGAAUGAUAUUUUCUUUCUGUGCAGGAAUUCAUAGCAGUGAGUCAGCUGCGUGGCUCCACUCAGGGAAAGAUCCUGUGUUUUUAUGGUCCCCCAGGUGUCGGAAAGACCUCUAUCGCACGCUCCAUUGCCAGAGCUUUAAAUAGACAGUACUUCAGAUUCAGCGUGGGCGGAAUGACUGAUGUAGCUGAGAUUAAAGGACACAGGUCUGAAAGUCUUCAUUAUUACUACAGACAGUUUGCACUUCCAAGAAUCCAGAGCAUGCACUGAUCCAAGUCUGUGUGUUUAUGUUUUCUGCGGUGGCCUCUGCUGUGUUGUUUGUCUUUGGAUGUUUAUGCAAGGGUCAGGGUGGUUUAGUCCAUUAGCGAAGAAACAGAGAAAAGCAGAGACGCUAAAAUCAACUCUCAACUUUUGAUUAAGUCCCUUGCCUGUAGCUAAAGCUUCACAUCUCUGAAUAUUAAUUUUGGUGCAAAUUCAAACAGUAGAAAAAUAAGAGCAAUCACAUUUCAACCUUUUAAUGUACCUAAAUUUUUCACUUUCAUUUAAGGAAAAAUUGAAAACUUAUUGUCCGAAAUGUGUGUUUGUGUGUCCAGGAGAACGUAUGUUGGAGCAAUGCCGGGGAAGAUUAUCCAGUGCCUGAAGAAAACAAAGACGGAGAACCCUUUGGUGUUAAUAGAUGAGGUCAGUCUGGGGAUGAUGCUACUAACACUCUAUCUUUGAGACUCAAUGCCAGUCCAUAUAAGAGCACCAAUAACUGAGCAGAAGUGGGUGUUGUAAGAGCGGGUAUUUACUGUCCACAGUGAAUGUUUAUUUUUGCUGCCAGUUAAAGCUUGGUUUGUUGCCAUUGACUGUAUAUACUAUGGACAACUUGGUUCUGCCUUGUGCCAGUAUACGUAUUUGAAGCCGAAAAGCUCUCAGUAUUUCUGCGAUUUUUCUCCACUUCCUGAAACCAACGUUGCGCAGUAGUAUUGUACGCCCUCCACCACUUGCGCAGUAGUAUUGUACACAUUCAGCAGCAGAGUCGCCAAGAGUCGCUGUGAUGACACUCGGCUCAAACAGCGUAUCCCCCGAGUGAGCUACGUGAUCUUCAUACACCUAUAGGCUGUGUCAAGUGUCAAGAAAAAUUUAUAUUCUGUGUAAUAAAUUUCUAAAGUUUGUCCACAACUCCAUAAGGAUUGCUGGAGGAGGCGGGAUUUAUGACCUAUACUGCAACAGAGGGUGUUGUUCUCGGAGUGGCUUCACCCAGCGAGGAGGCAGACGCUGUCCAUUCUAUAUACAGUCUGUGGAUGUUGCCUGUGUCUUGGCCAAUGUAACGGAGGGUGACGUGAAAAAGCUUGUUUACAAUGAAUUAGAUGCAUUCAUAGCUUCAAAGUGAAGAGGUAACUUCACACAUCUAUAACUCAGGACAGGUGCAUCAGAGAGCAGGGGAUCCAGCAAUUCAAACAAAGCCGGAUGAAGGUCUAGUACUGAAACGUUGCAUUGAAUUGUUCCUUCCUCUGCAAGUUGGACAGUGUGGAUGCAUUCAUAGCUUAAAAUUUUCCUCUCUCACAUUUGACUCAUUGACUUAACUCAUGGUGAAAACUCACGAGUGAUCAAGUUCUUGGAUUUUUGUUCAAAUAGCCAGUACACUUCUUAGAUUUGGCUCAGUGCUAUUACAAAAGGAAAAAUCAGAUAGACAGUAUAGUCCCAUUAUGCCAUCAACUAUGUGAAACUGAGUCAACAUCUGCCCUUUACAGACAGUUUGUCUAAGAAAGGUGAGAAUGUCAUAAUUUUCUCAGGUAUGUGGUCAGAAAUCAAACUGGACAAAAAUGUGUAAUUAGAUGAAGCUUUAAAGGUCAGAGGACGAAUCAUCCCUUGGGAACAUGAUGGUAUACACCAAUUUUCAUAGCAAUACAUCUUAAAUGUAUCUAUGUUGUGUCUGUGGUGGUAAAUGUCAGCAAAGAGAGAAAGCUCAUGUGGGGAGAAGCAGUCUGAGUUAGGUAAUGAACUUCAAAGUAAUAUGCAGCAGAGGUUGCCUUUCAGGUUUUCAGGAACUAGUGUUUCUACCGAGUGGAGAAGGCUGUAUGUAUGCUAAGGCAUUAAUAUUAAUGAGUCUUUCUCAGGUGGAUAAGAUCGGCCGUGGUUACCAGGGUGAUCCAUCAUCUGCAUUGCUGGAACUUCUGGAUCCUGAACAGAAUGCCAACUUUCUUGAUCACUACCUUGAUGUCCCUGUCGAUCUUUCAAAGGUGGGAAAAUGUGCAAUAUGUUCACUGUCAGAAAUAAAAAAAAGUAUCCAUUUUUUAAAUCUUACUUCUCACCAAUAAAGGUUUUGUUUAUCUGCACGGCUAAUGUGACUGACACCAUCCCAGAGCCACUUCGAGACAGGAUGGAGAUGAUCAAUGUGUCUGGAUAUGUGGCGCAAGAGAAAUUGGCUAUUGCUGAGGUAACACCAGCUUCUACCUCUACACUUCCCUAACUGUGUAAAAAGAGGACAUUUAUACAAUACCACUGUAAUGCUACACUAUUUUAUACAUGGUUUUUAUAAUUCAUUUAUGGUUUCUUUGGUAGGGACAGAUAUGAUAUACCCAGAUAAAUUAUCUAAACAGUUAUCUGAUGCGAGAAUCAAAGUGUUUUAGUGGAUGCUACUUUGCAGCUUGUGCUCCUAGAGGGGCUUUUGUGAGAGUAUCAGAUAAAUAUGGUAAGUUAAAAGAAAGAAGUAAAAGUGUAACAUGUUAAAAUAGAGGUUUUGAUCAGUUGUAAACAUUAAUCGAGUUAUUUUCUAACAACUCUAAAUACCUUAUUCAACAGUAUAUAACAGUAUAUACACUCACCGGCCACUUUAUUAGGUACACCAUGCUAGUAACGGGUUGGACCCCCUUUUGCCUUCAGAACUGCCUCAAUUCUUCGUGGCAUAGAUUCAACAAGGUGCUGGAAGCAUUCCUCAGAGAGCUUGGUCCAUAUUGACAUGAUGGCAUCACACAGUUGCCGCAGAUUUGUCGGCUGCACAUCCAUGAUGCGAAUCUCCCGUUCCACCACAUCCCAAAGAUGCUCUAUUGGAUUGAGAUCUGGUGACUGUGGGGGCCAUUUGAGUACAGUGAACUCAUUGUCAUGUUCAAGAAACCAGUCUGAGAUGAUUCCAGCUUUAUGACAUGGCGCAUUAUCCUGCUGAAAGUAGCCAUCAGAAGUUGGGUACAUUGUGGUCAUAAAGGGAUGGACAUGGUCAGCAACAAUACUCAGGUAGGCUGUGGCGUUGCAACGAUGCUCAAUUGGUACCAAGGGGCCCAAAGAGUGCCAAGAAAAUAUUCCCCACACCAUGACACCACCACCACCAGCCUGAACCGUUGAUACAAGGCAGGAUGGAUCCAUGCUUUCAUGUUGUUGACGCCAAAUUCUGACCCUACCAUCCGAAUGUCGCAGCAGAAAUCGAGACUCAUCAGACCAGGCAAUGUUUUUCCAAUCUUCUAUUGUCCAAUUUCGAUGAGCUUGUGCAAAUUGUAGCCUCAGUUUCCUGUUCUUAGCUGAAAAGAGUGGCACCCGGUGUGGUCUUCUGCUGCUGUAGCCCAUCUGCCUCAAAGUUCGACGUACUGUGCAUUCAGAGAUGCUCUUCUGCCUACCUUGGUUGUAACGGGUGGUUAUUUGAGUCACUGUUGCCUUUCUAUCAGCUCGAACCAGUCUGGCCAUUCUCCUCUGACCUCUGGCAUCAACAAGGCAUUUCCGCCCACAGAACUGCCGCUCACUGGAUAUUUUUUCUUUUUCGGACCAUUCUCUGUAAACCCUAGAGAUGGUUGUGCGUGAAAAUCCCAGUAGAUCAGCAGUUUCUGAAAUACUCAGACCAGCCCUUCUGGCACCAACAACCAUGCCACGUUCAAAGUCACUCAAAUCACCUUUCUUCCCCAUACUGAUGCUCGGUUUGAACUGCAGGAGAUUGUCUUGACCAUUUCUACAUGCCUAAAUGCACUAAGUUGCCGCCAUGUGAUUGGCUGAUUAGAAAUUAAGUGUUAACGAGCAGUUGGACAGGUGUACCUAAUAAAGUGGCCGUUGAGUGUAUUUAUACAUCACUGAUGUAUGAAGAGUAUUUACUAAGUGAAAAGCUACUGCUACUUUUGAAUAAACAUUUAUAACAGGCAAAGAGACCCAAUUUGUACAUCAUGAAACACGUCAUUAUUCAUAAAUUAUGCUACUCCCUAAAGAAGACUUUGACAUCCACUUCUAGUAGCAUGUCAUAUCAAAACCUGCUACAAUCAUUGUGAAAGAGUUAAAAAUGAUCUUAUUGGAAGGUGAAAAACUGAACUAGUAUUGUGAUUAUUAUUUUGAAGUCCUGAAGUUUGUAGUUUUACUUAAACCUAAGGUGUCAAGUGUUUUCCCAAACUCCUUCUUUCCUGUAAUCUUUAUGUGUGUGUUUCUGUCUUUCUGUUUAGCGUUACCUCGUGCCUCAGCUCCGCUCUUUAUGUGGUCUGACCGAAGAGAAGGUCUCACUCUCAUCGGAUGCCCUCAGUCUGCUCAUCAAGCAAUACUGCAGAGAAUCUGGAGUCAGGAACCUGCAGAAACAAGUCGAGAAGGUAAAAUACUGUUAGGCUCUAUUCUGUAUGUGCUUGAUCUGAUUUCACUUGUACUGGAGUCACCCAGAAGAACAUUUUGUAAAAAGUGAAUCCCAUCUCUGGGACCAGCAGAAAUUACAGGAGUUGAAUUCCACAGCAUGGUACAAGCAAUCCAACUGAAAGUUCCUUUUUCAGCGUUGUUAUUUGGACAGCAUAUGAAUUUGCACAGAAAUUUUGUGGUUCUUUAGGGAAGAAAAUAAAUUCUCAUCCAAAUAGUGACACCUAAUAGUUCAUCCCCCAUUUUUAAGCAGGUCUACCAUAAUCCCUGUCUCAUGUGUCUUUCAGGUUUUCCGUAAGGUGGCGUUCAAUAUCGUCAGUGGUGAGCAAAACACAGUGAAUGUUACAGCUGACAACCUGCAGGACUUUGUGGGUAAACCGGUUUUCACAGUGGAUCGAAUGUAUACUGUCACCCCUCCUGGUGUGGUCAUGGGCCUGGCAUGGACUGCUCUUGGUGAGAAAAAGGUUUUCAUGUAAUGCUCACACAACCUCAUAGCAGUUCAACAAAAUACUUACGGCCUUUCUGUAUUUCAUUAUCCCUUCAGGAGGGUCUACGCUGUUCAUUGAGACAUCGUUGCGCCGUCCCCCUGGAGGGGGGGACUCUGAAGGAGAGGGGUCACUGGAGGUUACAGGUGAGUCAGAAAGAUCCUAUUAAAAGUAGCAUCCGAGGAGAAGGAUGUUUAAACAGCACCAAGGACCUGUGUCUUUACCUCAUACUGAAUAAGUAACGCUUAAUGUUAUCUUUUACUUCUGCAGGUCAGCUGGGCGAUGUUAUGAAAGAAAGUGCAAAGAUUGCUUCAACAUAUGCUAGAGCUUUCCUCAUGACCAAAGAACCAGAAAAUCAUUUCUUGGUCAACUCUCACCUACAUCUGCAUGUUCCUGAGGUAACCACAGCAACUCAGUAUUGUAGGAAAUAUCUUUUUGAUAACUUUGCUCUAUUAUCUAAGUCUUAAUUUGUUUAUUUUUCACAUGGCUACCUGAUCAUUUGCCAAAAAAGGUGUUUAGUUUUUUUUUUUUUAAACUGAUACACCUAUCUGUCAAUUUCAUAUAUCUCAUUGUGAUAGUACAAAAGAUACUCUUGUGUUAAGGUCAGUAGUUGUUGUUCUUAUCUUUGUCUCUAACAUGUCUUUAGGGGGCAACUCCCAAGGAUGGACCAAGUGCUGGGUGUACCAUUGUUACAGCACUUUUAUCCUUAGCAACCAACCAGCCAGUGCGCCAGGAUGUUGCCAUGACUGGUGAAGUGUCUCUGACUGGCAAAAUCCUGCCAGUAGGUGGAAUCAAAGAGAAAACUAUUGCUGUAAGUACAAGUGACUACAGUGUGGAUGAACACAAACUACAAACCACACUCAGCUUCACCUGGGAUUUACAUUUUAGUGACUUUUUAUGUGUAUUCCAGCUCUGAUCAAGAUUUUCUUCUCUUUUAGGCACGUCGGGCUGGUGUGACCUGUAUCCUCCUUCCAGCUGAGAAUAGGAAAGACUUUUCUGACCUACCGGAUUACAUCACCGAGGGCCUAGAGGUUCACUUUGUGGAUCACUACAGCCAAAUCUACCCCAUUGUCUUUCCACAGAAGUGAUUUCACAAACAGCAGUAAAAACAAGCAAAGAUGGACCAGGUCGACUCAGAACUCUGUAGUGUGCUGUAUCAUAGCACUGAUGAUCAAUCUUUUAGCAGUUGUUAAAAAGUCCAGCUGCUGAUUUAUGGCUGGUUCGUGUCAAAUUUGCAGCUGACUUUGAGAUCCUGCUGUGUAGACUGGUGCAGCAUAAUGUGUUCUCAUGUUAUCCAAGGAAAUCCAGGUGGCUUAGUCACUCAUUAUGUACAUAUUUCAUUAUUUAUAUUUUGUUUUAGCCACCACAUGACCGCUGAAGGUAGAGGAACAGCCAUGUGGGGGAGGAAAAUAUCAAUGAUCUAAAGCCAUUCAGCCACAGAUGGGACAACACUAAAUAAUGGUUCUGAUGGUGAUGAUGAACACUGGCCUGUCGUCAAAUGAUAUAAUGUCACUGAAAAACAGAAUUUGGCAUUGCAACUUCGCUGCCAGGCAGCUUCUUUAUCCACAGCUCUCGUCAUGAAGGGCUGUGGGGGGACUGAAUAGAUUUCCUAUCUUACUAUUUUAUAUCACUGUUGGUCAGAUGUUACAAUGAUUAUGUUUAAAUAAAAUAAAUAACACCUA